Messenger RNA from Microplitis mediator, 3985 nucleotides. RefSeq names its product alpha-latrocrustotoxin-Lt1a-like. NCBI's taxonomy places the organism in Eukaryota, Metazoa, Arthropoda, Insecta, Hymenoptera, Braconidae. The record is from RefSeq and is a predicted model, not a curated record. Gene Ontology annotation, molecular function: protein binding. Gene Ontology annotation, cellular component: cytoplasm. Bases 596 to 3955 code for a protein of 1119 amino acids. The transcript is spliced from 2 exons.
CCGUACUAAACGAAUUUUUGAAUUUUACUUCUCUUUUAAUCAAAUUUAUUAAUCAAUUGUUAUUACAGAAAUGUUUAUAGCUUUCAAAAAAUGUGAAAGACAAACUUUAAAAAAAACUUCGAGUGUAAUUUUCACUGGUGAUAAAUUUUCGAGGCUAACCUACAUACUUAAAAAAAAUUAAUUCUAGUUUUAUUCAGUUACGAAGUACAAUAAAUUCAUGAAAAAUAAAUUUAUUAACUCAGGAACGUGAGAAAAAUAUAAAGAAUAAAAAAUAAAUUCCCAAUCUGAAUAAUUACUUGAAAUAUUGAACAGUCGCUAAAAAAAGGAACUAGGGUUGAUGGAAAAGACUUUCAAGUUCCAGAGUUUUAUUAAAUUCAAGACAUUGAAAAAGUUGACUAAGACACAUGUUAUAUGCUAGUCAGAAUUUAUCAUUUUUUUUUUUUGGAAAAACUGUUGACCGCACAUGUGAACUGGAUAAUUUUUCAAAGUUAUCACACAUUACUGCCUGGCAACUUGUAAAAGAAGGCGAAUUUCUGACACCCGCUGUCCCGGCUGAGUUUCAAUCGAACUCACUGCGAAAGAAAACAAAAACAAUAUGGAUACUAAUGUAUGCAUUGGUCGUGAAAGUGAAAAAUCAUUUCGCGAUGCUAUAGGUAAUGACGAUAUAACAAGAGUUAAAAAUCUCGUAAAGACUGGAGUCUGUGUAAACACCACUUUUGAAAAUGGAACUACACCGUUAAUUCUAGCUAUAGAACAAAACAGAAAUGAGAUUGCUAAAUAUUUGAUAGAUGAAGGUGCUAAUGUUAAUGUUGUUCAUGAUCAUAAAACGCCCCUGAUUCUGGCUGUUGAAAAUGAUCAAGACGUAAAUGUUGUUUGGGAAAAUGAAACACCUUUACUUCUGGCGAUUGAAAAAAGUAAAGAUGAAAUUGCUAUAUAUCUGGUAGAAAGAGGUGCUGAAGUAAAUGUUAUUUGUGAAGAUAAAACGCCCCUGAUUCUAGCUAUUAUUAAUCACAGAAAUAGAAUAGCUAAAUAUCUUAUUGAUAGCGGUGCUGAUGUUAAUGUUGUAUGGGAAAAUAGAUCACCAUUAUAUCUAGCUAUCGAUAACUGUGAAACUGAAUUAGCUGAAUAUCUAAUAGAUCGAGAUGCAAAUAUAAAUUUUAUACCGAAAUAUUUCACAGGGAAAAAGGCCAACGAAAACUUAUUUUCAAGGGGGCUAACACUAUUACAUCUAGCUAUUGAGAAAAAAGAUGAAAAAAUAGCAAAAUCUUUAAUAGAUAGAGGCAUUGAUAUCAAUGCUGUUUGUAAUCAAAUAUCGCCCUUUUAUCGAGCUCUUACAAAAGGUGAAACUGAUAUAGCUAAAUAUUUAUUGGAUAAAGGUGCCGAUGUAAAUCGCGAUUGUGAAAAUACAUCAGCAUUAUAUCUAGCUGUUUAUCACCGUGCAACGGAAGUAGUUAAAUAUUUAAUAGAUAGAGAUGCUAACAUGAAUUAUAUUUCUACCAAUUUAACGCUACUGCAUUUAGCAAUUCGUAGAAAAGCCGAUGAAAUAGCGAAAUAUUUAAUAGAUAAAGGUGCUGAUGUAAAUCGUGUGUGUGAAGGUACAUCACCAUUACAUGAAGCUAUUAAUCACUGUGCAACGGAAGUAGCUAAAUGUUUAAUAGAUAGAAAUGCCGACGUAAAUUUUAGUUCAAACAAUGUAACGGUACUACAUUUAGCUAUUGAUAGAAAAUGCGAUGAAGUAGCAAAAUAUUUGGUAGAUAAAGGUGCCGAUGUAAAUCGCAUUUGCGAAGCUAAAUCACCAUUAUAUGAAGCUAUUGAUCACCGUGCAACGGAAGUAGCUCAAUAUUUAAUAGAUAGAGGCGCCGACAUAAAUUUUAGUUCUAACAAUUUAACGCUACUGCAUUUAGCUAUUGAUAGAAGAUGCGAUAAAGUAGCAAGAUAUUUAGUAAAUAAAGGUGCCGAUGUAAAUCGUGUUUGUGAAGAUACAUCGGCAUUGUAUGAAGCUAUUAAUCACCGUGCAACGAAAGUAGCUAAAUGUUUAAUAGAUAGAGGUGCUGACAUACAUUUUAUUUCGAAGGAAUUAACGCUACUACAUUUAGCUAUUUGUAGAGGAGACGAGGAAAUAGCAAAAUAUUUGGUAGAUAAAGGUGCCGAUGUAAAUCGCAUUUGUGAAGCUAAAUCACCAUUAUAUCUAGCUCUGUACAUACAUGCAGCGGAUUUAGCUCAAUGUUUAAUAGAUAGAGGUGCCGACAUAAAUUUUAUUUAUAACAAUUUAACGCUACUGCAUUUAGCUAUUGAUAGAAGAUGCAAUGAAGUAGCAAGAAAAUUAGUAGAUAAAGGUGCCGAUGUAAAUCGUGUUUGUGAAGAUACAUCACCAUUAUAUGAAGCUAUUAAUCACUGUGCAACGAAAGUAGCUAAAUGUUUAAUAGAUAGAGGUGCUGACAUACAUUUUACUUCGAGGAAAUCAACGCUACUACAUUUAGCUAUCUGUAGAGGAGACGAGGAAAUAGCGAAAUAUUUGGUAGAUAAAGGUGCCGAUGUAAAUCGCAUUUGUGAAGCUAAAUCACCAUUAUAUCUAGCUCUUUACAGACAUGCAGCGGAUUUAGCUAAAUAUUUAAUAGAUAAAGGUGCCGACAUAAAUUUUAUUUCUAACAAUUUAACGCUACUGCAUUUAGCUAUUGAUAGAAGAUGCGAUGAAGUAGCAAGAUAUUUAGUAGAUAAAGGUGCUGAUGUCAAUCGUGUUUGUGAAAAUACAUCACCAUUAUCUGAAGCUAUUUAUCACCGUGCAACAGAUUUAGCUCAAUAUUUAAUAGAUAGAGGUGCUGACAUAAAUUUUAUUUCUUACAAUUUCACGCUACUGCAUUUAGCUAUUGAUAGAAGAUGCGAUAAAGUAGCAAGAUAUUUAGUAGAUAAAGGUGCCGAUGUAAAUCGCAUUUAUAAAGCUAAAUCACCAUUAUAUCUAGCUAUUUACAGACAAGCAACAGACCUAGCUAAAUAUUUAAUAGAUAGAAAUGCCGACAUAAAUUUUACUACGAACAGAUAUACGCUACUACAGUUAGCUAUUCUUAAAGGAGAAGAUAAAAUAGCGAAAUAUUUAAUAGAAAAAGGUCUUGAUGUAAAUGAUGCUCUUUGGAAAAGACCAGCGGGUAUUUGUAGAUGUAGUGCAACAGUCAGAAGCAACUGUAGGAUCGUUGAAUAUUUAAGACACAAAGGUACUUAUGUCAAUGCUGUUAACUGUAAAGAUAAAUCGCCAUUAUAUUUAGCUAUCGAGAACAAUAGAACUGAAGUGACUAAAUACUUAAUUGAUAAUGGAGCUGAUGUCAACGACACUUUCAACAAAAAACAACUUUUACAAGUAGCGCUUGAGAAAAAUAACAGAGAUAAUGUUGAAUAUUUACUUACAUCUGGUUUUGAUGUUAAUAGGAAAGAUGGAAAUGAAAAUGUGGUGGUUGAUUAUUUAAAUACAUCAGAUCAAUUUUAUGAUGUUACUGAUACUGUGAAGCAACAUGUUGUGAAAUUGAUUGUUGCUAAUUUUCACGUGUGUGAAGAAAAUAAGAUGGCUGUUGCUGAUAAAAAAUAUGAUUCAUUACGUAAUUCAUGUGCAAAAGAAGUUGAAUUGAUGAAACAGAAUUCAUUAACGGGAUGUACACUUACGUAUUAUGAGUUAUUGCAUAAGCCGUUUCAUAAAUCAGCUUUAAAACUAAAAUGUUUGUUUAAAAAUAAUCCUCAAGUAAAAAAUACAUCUUCCGGCUUAAAAUUUGUAUCACAGAUUCCUUCUUAUGAAAAUAUUAUUCACUACCGUUUCAAUAGAGCAUUAGAAAGAGCUAAAUUGUUGGUUCAAGUUGAUGACUUUAUUAUCAAUAUUUCUCAAAAUUUAUUAUUAGAUCCAGAAGUCGUAAGAGAAGUUCUUCAAUAUCUAACAAAUAGGGACCUAAAAUUUCUUUGUAAUUCUUUGUAAGACGUCUUAUUUAUUUUAUAGUUUUUUAUU